AGUAGCAAACAUCGGCCAUGUAUUUUGUAUCGGCCAGUUUGUAGAAGAGAUCGGCCACCAAAAUAAAAUGAAUAUUUAAAAAUUAUUCGCUAUAUUUUACCAAUUAUCUGAUGUCUAGUAUAUCGCGUUUGUUCAUGGGUAAUCUUCUGAAUUGAUUUUUUCGUCGAUUUUUUUAAGAAAAUAUAAUUACUUAACCCAUUAAUUGAGUCACUGUAUCAGAGUCUUAAUCAAAAUGCAGCCAUUUCUCAAAUUCUUAUGAUCUUAUAACAAGAAUUUCACUGACACAAAAUAGGGCAUUAUAUUUCAUUAAAAUGAUUUACAAAUUUGUCUGAUUAAAAAAAAUAUAGCUCAAUUAUUCUGCUUUUAGUAUCAGAAUGCUUUUUAAUUAAGUCCCCACGUAUAAUUACAAAUAAAUUAUUAAUUGAGAACAAGUACAUUUUCUUCCAAGUGUAGAUCUCAUCGGCCACUUGUCUCCGUGGCGAUUUUUCGACCCAGCAUGCUCAUCGAAUUUCGAUGUCAUUCCCGGAGUCAGUAUAGGUUAUGUUUUCAAUGUCAAAAAAGAACUUUCCCAGUGUGAAUAUUGUGUUUUAUUGAUGUUAAACAACUACAAGGAUGCCUAAGAAACUUGGAUAUUCAGAGGAAGCUCUGAAAAAUGCGCUGGAUGCCGUGAAGGCUGGUGAGUCCUCUCGAAAAGCAUCCGCAAAGUACGGCGUGCCCAAGUCGACCCUGAAUGACAAACUCUCAGGAAAACAAGCAGAAGAAAAAUUCAUUGGCAAACCUGUACUGGGUCAAGAAAAAGAAUCUCAACUUGUGGAAUGGAUUGUGAAACGAGCCGAAUCCGGAUUUCCUGUCGUUAAAUCCGAGCUCCAGGAUACGAUCAGGAUUAUGUUGAAAAAUGAAAAGAUGAAGGCUCCCUUCACUAACAGUCGCCCUGGAAGGUUCUGGUUUAAAGGGUUUUUAAGAAGAAAUCCAGAAGUUUCUCUCCGAGUGGUCCAGAAUUUAACCGAAAGGCGGGCAAAAAUAACAAAGGAAAACUUGGAUUCGUGGUUUCUGGAGGUUCGUGAAUACCUUACGAGCAAGGGGCUCACGGAAAUUGCGCCAAACCGCAUCUUUAAUUGUGAUGAGUCGGGAUUUGCAAUGUCUCCAAAGGGAGCAAAAGUGUUGGCAAAGAAAGGAGCCAAGUCAGUCCAUGGAGUUUCUUAUGCAAAUGAUCAUGAGAAUAUUACUUGCCUAUUUAUGGCAUCCGCUGACGGAGACAUGCCACCUCCUCUAGUGCUUUUCUCAUAUAAAAGAGUGCCUGGACUUUUGGCCAAAACUGCUCCUGAUGGUUGGGCAAUUGGCAGUUCGAAUAAGGGAUGGAUGACGGGAGAAUGUUUUUACGAGUACAUCGUAAAUACAUUUUAUCCAUGGCUGAUUAAGAACAAAGUUCAACUUCCAGUGGUAUUGUACGUAGACGGGCACAAAUCUCACCUGACAUUACCACUAAGUGAGUUCUGUUCUAAUCACGGUAUUGAGGUAUGUUCAAUUAAUUUCUUUAAAUUAUCUGAAAUAAUUCUAAUAGAUUCUUUUUUAGAUUAUUGUGCUUUUUCCAAAUGCUACCCAUGUCAUCCAGCCCCUUGAUGUUGGGUAUUUUUUCCCGUUAAAGGCGGCAUGGUCCAAAGGGUGUGGGAGGUGGCAAUUGGCACAUCCUAGAGAGAGAUUUAACCGUCCACACUUCAUCCCUACUUUAGACAAAGCCAUAAGAUCUCUAAGGAACAAGGAAAUUUUAAGAAAUGCUUUUCGACGUUGCGGUCUCUAUCCUUUCAAUCCGCAAGCAAUAGAUACAGGAAAAAUUGUUGCAGAACCUAGAACAGUGACACGCUCAGUCGAUGAUUCCUCUUCUAAGUACCCUGAAGUUGUAUGUCCUAUUUUGAAGGUAAUGAAGAACUUCAUACCUGACGAGGUUGUGCAGCAAUUUCAGCAGGCUGAGUUUCACAUUUGGGAUGGAUCUCCCAAAUACAGCGCCCUAUUCUCGGCGUGGCAAAAAAUUAAAUACGAGCUGGAAUCUGUUAGAGAGCCCAUAAACGUAACCGAAGACGAGAUUAACAAGUCUGAAGAAUUCAUUCUACUAGACAAUGAGGAGUCACCCGUGUUCGUAGAGACAGCAGAAAUCUUAGAGCCAAUAAACUUCCCGGCAGAGUCUGUGGAAACUUUCUCAGAACCCGCGCAAGAUUUGCUAGAGCCAACACAAGUCAAAGAAUUUUUGGAUCCCGAGCUUUCCACGGAAUCUGACGCGAAUAGAGUGCUAGAGAAGGAAUCCUCAACUCAAGCUCAAAAUCUCUUUCAGAACAUUCUAUUUUGGCCCAAGCCAAUACUGGACACAAAUACGACCAAAAAGAAAAAAGAAAGGCUGCCUAUUGCUGUUACCUCAGAAAAGUGGAAAGCAUACUUCAGAGACAAAGAGUUGGAGAAAGAAAAUGCAGAACAGGAAAAACAGCAAAAAAAAGACGAAAGAGAAAAAAAGAGAAUUGAGAAAAUUUAAAAAAAAAAGAAGAAAGAAAAGGAAGAAAAAAAUCUAAAAAGAAAAUUUCAGAAAGGUGACGAAUUGAAGGCAAAGAAAAGACGAAAAAUUUGAAUUUACUUUUGGUAGUUUCAAGGCACUAAAAAAAUGAA
This is a messenger RNA of Phlebotomus papatasi, 2652 nucleotides long. RefSeq lists its product as uncharacterized. The transcript has a single exon. The coding region runs from base 613 to 1620 and encodes 335 amino acids. Gene Ontology annotation, cellular component: nucleus. Gene Ontology annotation, molecular function: DNA binding. NCBI's taxonomy places the organism in Eukaryota, Metazoa, Arthropoda, Insecta, Diptera, Psychodidae. The record is from RefSeq and is a predicted model, not a curated record.